Laetiporus sulphureus 93-53 is the source of this 1749-nucleotide messenger RNA. RefSeq lists its product as uncharacterized. The record is from RefSeq and is a predicted model, not a curated record. The coding region runs from base 1 to 1749 and encodes 582 amino acids. Lineage: Eukaryota; Fungi; Basidiomycota; Agaricomycetes; Polyporales; Laetiporaceae. The transcript has 13 exons.
AUGCCCCUUCAACCAUAUCGCGGCACCGGCCGCAAGCUUCUCCUAGGAAUCGACAUCGGAACGACCUUCAGCGGUGUGUCCUAUUGCGUUUUGGAUCCUGGAGAAGUGCCCCAAGUGCUCAGUGUCACACGCUUCCCGGGACAGGAAGGAGAGAACAAAUUGAGAGAUACGAAGAUUCCUACAGUCGUGUACUAUGGUCAGGAUGGUCGAAUUCGUGCAAUCGGCGCAGAAGCGAGAACUGACAGCGCGCAAGUUGAGGCGUUGGACGAAAAUUGGGUGUUGGCUGAAUGGUUCAAAUUACACCUUCGCCCUGCGGAUAUGGCAGAUAAUCAGGCGCGAUUACCGACACUUCCUCGCAACAAGUCGGUUGUUGAUGUCUUGGCCGACUUUAUGUCGUAUAUCUACAAAUGCGCCAGGGACUUCAUCUCAGAAGCUGAUCCGAAAGGACAGCAGAUCUUGCGAUCCAAUAAGAGUAUCGAGUUCGUUCUCGCCCACCCGAAUGGCUGGGGCGGCGGCCAGCAAAGCAAGAUGCGGCGAGCUGCUGUCCAGGCUGGUCUUAUACCGGAUACUGCAGCUGGGCAAUCGCGGAUUCAUUUUGUGACAGAGGGUGAAGCUAGUCUCCAUUAUUGUGUGACCAACGGCCUUGCGGGAGAUGCGAUCAAGGUCACCCAAAUUUGUGAUGCUCAUUCUACCUAUCUGAGUACAUACAAGGUUACCGGUGUUACGCCGGUGUCUGUUGUCGAAUGUGCCGCCGCAGAUUGUCUCUUACAAGGAUCUACAUUCGUGAAUGUGAGAGCCAAAGACUUUUUAAAAAAGAAGUUGAAAAAGUCGCGCUUUGGGAACGAAGAGGAUCUUUCGAACAUAAUCGACUAUUUCGAGGCUUCAACCAAGCCGACGUUCAGAGACGCCGCAAAGCCAUCGUACACGAGGUUUGGCGGCCCUCGUGAUACCGAUGAGAAGAACGGUAUCAAGCGCGGUGUUCUAUCUCUAUCAGGGCCUGAGAUGGUUUCUUUCUUCCGUCCCUCCGUCAAUGCCGUCGAACGAGCAAUGCAAAAGCAGGCACAUGAAGCUGCUGCGCCAAUUGAUAUCAUCCUGCUUGUAGGAGGCUUUUCCGCCAGCCCCUUCUUACGUUCCGAGCUACAGGCCUAUACACGACGCACCGCGAUGAGGCUUUUCAGCCCCGAAGGUCAACCAGCCAAAGCCGUGGCAGAGGGAGCCCUCUCGUGCCAUCUGGACCGCGCAGUCACCUCACGCGUAGCAAGAUAUACUUAUGGAUCCAUGUGUAACAACAUUCACGUUCCGACCGAUCCAGAGUACAUCAAACGUGAACACUGGAGCUAUGUAGACUUGGCUGGAAAUACGCGUAUUCGUGGUGGCUUCGUCGGGCUUCUUCUUAAAGGAACCUCGGUAUCGAAUGAUGAGGAAUUCAAGAUGGAUUUUAUACAAUAUGAUGUUGGCCCUUUCACGGACAUAUCGAUGUCCGUCUCGUGCUACAAAGGAGAGUUAGCAAACCCGCAAUGGGUAGACGAGGACCCAAACCGUUUCGCCACUCUGUGCACCGUUCAUGCAGAUCUUUCACGAGUGCCGAAGACGCCGCGCUACGGACCGAAAGGUCUAUACUACUCGCAAGAUUUCGAACUGGUUUUGCUUUUUGGUCUUACUGAGCUCAAGGCUCAGCUCAGCUGGAUUGAGAACGGAAGAGACACCAGAAGCCCCGCGACUAUUGUCUAUGACGACGAGACGGAUUGA